Messenger RNA from Periconia digitata, 3658 nucleotides. The record is from the annotation of a GenBank genome assembly. NCBI's taxonomy places the organism in Eukaryota, Fungi, Ascomycota, Dothideomycetes, Pleosporales, Periconiaceae.
GACGCGCUCGUCUUCGCGUAGCUUAUCCAUCCAUCCAGCAUCCAACCAUCCCAAGUCGACUGCGCGACAUUGGCCGCUGCAUCUCCCUUCAUCAUCUAACAGAAACGGCGCCCCUACCUGCGGUGCAUCUAAUUCCCGGCGAAUCAACCUCCGUGUUGAGUUGCCCAGCCACGGUUUCAAACAACACAGUAGCCUGCUGCUGGCUGUUGUGGACGGCACUGCUCGCUGGCUGCUGCUGCUGCUGCUGCUGCGCACACAAACUGUCAUCUGAUUGCCCUUUCUUUUCCCUCCCGUCCGUCCGCAGAUUAUUGACAAUCUCGACAUCUGAUGCCAUGUCCCCAGUCGUCGCUAUCAAUAUGCCAAUAUUGCAAUUAGCAUGAACAGCCCUCCUCCGCAGCCGACCCUGACCCCGUCGCCCCUUCCGUUCAGCACCACUCGUAGCGCAGCACCUGCCAUGUCCGCCGCGACACCUCUGGGAAAAUCAACAACAUCAACAACAACAGCUCCAUCCCAACAAUCCACCUACACCACCACCUCCUCCCCCUCAUUUAGCCCUGCACACGCCUCCGCACCGUCACCCGCUCACAGACCGCCCACCCUGUCUCCGUCUGCCUCUGCCCCUAAUUCCACGCCCACGCCCACCCACACUCCGCCCACAGCCACCUCGUCCGCCGGAACCUCGCCUCGUCCUGACCGAACCGCAACCUCCAACGCCUUGGAAAGCUCCCGCAAGCUUGCGCGGAAUGUGUCACCUGGUCUCCUGGCGCGCAUGAAAUUUCUGAACCAGGGCCCAGAGACACCAGCUCGACUCCCACCGCCCACCUCGCAGAUCGGCCGCAUCUCCGAGCACAAGAUUCGCGAGCUCGACGACUUCCACCGCGACCGCACCGUGCGCAUAGAGCGACGCGGCACUACCUGGAACGGCAGCGUCGCCGGUAGUAUCAGCGGCAGUGUCACCGGCAGCCAGGUCAGCACGCCGUUGAUUCCUCAACUGACUGGCGAGAGCGUCCCUGCCCUGGCAAUGGACCAGAGUCCUGCCAGCGACCGUAGCAGCCUUGUGAGCACCAGCGACAAAGUCCUACCCUCCGAUUCCGAGGCUGGCGAGAACCCGAGCGAGGACACCCAAAAGUAUCGCCUGCCCGACAUCACAAAGACCAAAAGCCUCACUCAAUCCAUCACCGAGAGCCCUGCUUCGAGCGAAGCCCAACUGACCCGACCUCCCACCCCUCCACCAAAAGAUUCUCCUCCACUACCACAAUCUCGACCUGAAGAGGAACCCUCCGUGUUGGAUGGCGAUCAUGGUAUCAAUAUCGAGGCCUACUUCCAGCGCCGCCACUUCUCGCGCGCGAAUUCCAUUUACACCCUCUCCCGUCUGAGCUUCACCAACCAAAUCCAGCAACUGACGUCGAUCAACCUUCCUCCGCCCCAUUCGCUUUCCUCCGAGAUCUCCGCUCUCCCUUCAUCCACUGCCGCUGCUCGAGCAUUACACGGCGCCGCUAAUAGCAUUCGACUAUGGAUGGCCAAGGCAUCCGAAGUCCUUAAUGGCCUCGAUGCCGAAGACGAUGUAGAGUGGGCAGCAGCCGCUGGUCGGGAAGGACUGGCUGAAGUCGAUGCCGCAAUUGGCAAAUUUGAAGGGCUGGUCAAUGUAUACAUCACCGCCAUUGAGGAUCUCCAGGGUCGGUCCGACAUUGCCUCUCUCCCCACCCGCGAUCUCACAACUCUGGUGACGCAGAUGGAAGAGGUGGUCAGCAGUUGGUCCAAAAUCAAACGCACACUCAAGGACAUCAAAGCACAGGUGGAGAUUGCAAUGGAAUGGGAAGAGCUGUGGAACAUUGUCCUCGGAGAGAUUGGACUCGAAGUCGAGAACCUUAGUCGCCUUGUGUUCGAAAUGGAGGAACGACGGCACCGCGCCAUCAGUGAUUCAGUGGCGGAAAGUGCCGAGAAAUUCGAUAUUGCAGAGCUAGAAACCAUUGUCGAAGAGACCCCCCGUCAGCAGGCUCGCGAGCAGGCAAGACUGCAAAGCAACCGGUUUAGUAUGCCGAAUCCGGCCGCACUCUUGUCGCCCGUGUCGCCCAUUCCUCAGAUUGAGCAGGAAAACUCGAGACUACUUUCACUCUUUGCCAAACUGCAGCCCCUACGCGCCUCGCUCGACUUUCUUCCUAUGCGACUGUCAUCCUUCCAAAUGCGCGCCAGCAAGAUCUUUCCUUCGGCCUGUGAAGAACUCACGAGGCGCAAGGAGCAGCUGGAAAAUCUCGAAAAGAAACUAGAGGCGGAUGCAGAUGCUUUACGUGAAGAGUUGGGCGAAGACAAGUGGGUGCACAGCUUUCGACAAGCCGCAAGUAAGGCCACAGCUAUGUAUGAGUCUCUCAUGAAGAGCAUGCAGAGACUGAAACAAGCCAUCAACGAAAACGAUGAUGACAAACUCAAUGCUCGUGUUUCCACCUACAAAGACAGGAGGGAGCAUUACCCACCCGCCAUGAAGCGUGUGUUACAGCUGAUUGAUAUUGAAAUGAAACACAGGUCUACUGUGAAUGGCGAGAUCUUGCGCAUUCAGCAAGAUGUUCGUCAAAAGGUCUCCGACCUAGAGGUUGACAUGCAAGAGAUGGAUAUAGUUCUGGAAGAGAUCACAACCAGUCACAAACUUCGCGACUCGGUGUCGACGGUACUUUCCUCUCGUACCGAAAUCUCAUACGGUGGCUCGGCCCUGGAUACCCCCAACAGCUCACCCGCGUCGAGCAUCAUUGUAAGUCGCAAGAGCCUCGACAAUAGGUCUGGUACACCUUCAGGAAGACUAUCCCGCCAGACAAUCGCUUCCAGUGCGAAAUCCAAUAUUCCCACCAACCGUCGUUACUCGAGCCUACCGAUGGCUACAGGCACAACACCGCGUAAAUCGCUACCUCCGUCCCGCUUGGAGACUGUUUCUCCGUAUCCUCCGCGCGAUUCUUCUAGUACUCCAACAUGGUCACUGCGUUCAUCAACCCCUUCUUCGGAAAGGACUCCUUCCACGAAGCCUCGUUGGAACUCUAGUACAAAUAUGCGCGAUACUAUAGUUGGUCAUAACUACAAGCCUCUGUCGUUAACCACACCAUCGCCUCAUCGAAAGGCGCCACCAACUCCAGUGAGGACAUUGCGAAGUGUGUCGAGCCAUAGCGCCAUUCCAGUUCGCAGUCCUCUUGGUCGUUCUUCUGCACUGUCACCGCCUCCCCACAAUCGGCCUUCUUCGACCACUCCAGCACAACAAGCUUCAGCCCGUCGUCCGCUAGCAAGCCCAAUGCAGUCACCCUCCACACCUGCUAGGCAUAUGUCACAAGUGCAAACAACUCCAGGCUCAUCUUCGCUAUCCACGGGUACUCCCUCAUCUUCCCGUCGAGUGCAAAUUGCUGAGCCUCCGCGUGAAGCGGAGAGUCCAGUUGCGCGCAGAGCUAGCAGGCCUGCCAGUGCGAUGAAUAGUCGUCGUACCAGCAUGCUGCCCACACCCAAGCAACGGACUCCGAGCGGAUCCAACAUUCCUGUCAUCACCACCCCAGCACGAGCUAGUAGCAGGGCUGGUAGUCGGGCUGGCAGUCGAAUGGGGAUGACCGAAGACGGUCGCAGGAGUAAAAUGGGCAGUGCGAGUGGACGUCAGUCAUCUCUCGAGACAAGACAACCCUGGAGGUGA